Geosmithia morbida is the source of this 750-nucleotide messenger RNA. Its product is annotated as exosome complex component RRP40. Gene Ontology annotation, biological process: exonucleolytic trimming to generate mature 3'-end of 5.8S rRNA from tricistronic rRNA transcript (SSU-rRNA, 5.8S rRNA, LSU-rRNA); TRAMP-dependent tRNA surveillance pathway; nuclear polyadenylation-dependent rRNA catabolic process. Gene Ontology annotation, cellular component: nuclear exosome (RNase complex); cytoplasmic exosome (RNase complex). The record is from RefSeq and is a predicted model, not a curated record. Lineage: Eukaryota; Fungi; Ascomycota; Sordariomycetes; Hypocreales; Bionectriaceae. The transcript is spliced from 2 exons. Gene Ontology annotation, molecular function: RNA binding. Bases 1 to 750 code for a protein of 249 amino acids.
AUGUCCUCCGAACCGAUAUUCGUCCUCCCAGGCGACGAGAUAGAUCCUUCCCUCGUCCCAUCCCACCCGAAAAAGGCCCUACGACUCGGUCCCGGUCUCCGUCACGCUCCUCCCAACGAUGUGAUCCCCACACUAGCAGGACGAUUGGUGACGGAUCAUCAGAAGAAUGCCAUCAGGGUAGAAACUUAUUCGGGAAGGUAUACCCCCCGCGUAGGCGAGCUGGUCAUCGGCAUCGUCCGUCACAGCGCAGCGGAGAGCUUCGUCGUCUCCCUGUCGGAUCACACCUCCCCCGCCCUCCUCCCUCACCUGUCGUUCGAGUCCGCGAGCAAGAAGACGCGCCCGCAGCUGGCCUCGGGCGCCCUGGUCUACGCCCGCGUCAGCAUGGCCGACCGCCACAUGGACGCCGAGCUCGAGUGCGUGCACCCCUCGACAGGCAAGUCGGAGGGGCUGGGACCGCUGGUCGGCGGCAUGCUCUUCCCCAUCUCGCUCGGCAUGGCGAGGAGGCUCAUGCUCUCCCCCGCCGCCGCCGCCAGGCAGCCCGGGAGCGCCGUCGUGGUGCUCGAAGAGCUGGCCUCGGCCGGCCUGCAGUUCGAGACCGCCGUCGGCAGGAACGGCCGCAUCUGGGUCGACAGCGAGAGCGCAAAGACCGUCGUCAUCGUCGGCAGGGCCGUGCGGGAGACGGAUGAGCGUGCCUUGACCGUCGACGACCAGAGGAAACUUGCUAGGAAGCUGCUACGGGAUACCAGUUGA